Lepisosteus oculatus (spotted gar) is the source of this 3064-nucleotide messenger RNA. It is a transcript of the gene nap1l4a, whose product is annotated as nucleosome assembly protein 1-like 4a. The record is from RefSeq and is a predicted model, not a curated record. Gene Ontology annotation, molecular function: chromatin binding; histone binding. NCBI's taxonomy places the organism in Eukaryota, Metazoa, Chordata, Actinopteri, Semionotiformes, Lepisosteidae. Gene Ontology annotation, biological process: nucleosome assembly. Gene Ontology annotation, cellular component: nucleus; chromatin.
AAAACUCGAUCUUGCGGGGGGGAGGAAAAAAUAAAACGUCGUUGAUUUCGGUGGUAAAUUAUUGUUCUGAUUGAGCGGAGAGGGGACGUCAGCGGGAGACUAGAUCAGAGAGAAUUGCUGCGUAAUGUUGGCGAAAUUCCUAUUUAGGCACAUGUGGGGGAUUUAAGUGAGCUGGAAAGAAACAGGCGCGCCUGUCACCGAGGGAGAGAGAGAGAGAGUGAGGAGGAAAAAAAAAAACUUCAGAUGGACACUGGCAAACUGACUUUGAAUGCGUUGUCGGGAGCUUAGUCGAGAUCAGAAACUGAUAACGCAGUCCGCCGCCGAUCCCCGUCCGGGUGCAGACGGGCUGAAGACAGGCCGUUUUGUGCUGCAUUUGAUUUAAAGUUCUGCGUCUUGAGUUACUUGGCUGAGUAAGACGAUUUCACGUCGACGCGGUUUAAACCAGCCGGCGGACGCAGGUCGAAAAUACACGACCCUUCCAGUCAGACGUGGCCCAGCUUUUGCGAUGGAGGGAGAAAAGAAUGAAGUCAAAGGCAAGGUGGGAGAUCAAGUUAUGCAGAAUCCUCAAGCCCUGGCAGCUCUUCAGGAAAGACUUGACAGUGUGUCCCACACUCCUUCCACCAUCAUUGAAAGUUUACCGAGGUCGGUCAAGAGACGAGUCAAUGCCUUGAAGCAGCUGCAGGUCAAGUGUGCGCACAUAGAAGCCAAGUUUUAUGAGGAAGUUCACGAGUUGGAGAGAAAGUACGCGGCCCUCUACCAGCCUUUGUUUGACCAGAGACGAGAUGUGGUCACUGGAGGAGUGGAGCCCACAGAUGAGGAGUGUGAGUGGCACAGUGACAGAGAAGACGAGGAGGAGUUAGCUGACGAACUGAUGAAGAAAGCCACUGUGGAGGAGAACAAGGCGGAUGCGGCCCAGGAAGAGGAGCCAAAGGGCAUUCCGGAGUUCUGGCUCACAAUCUUCCGGAGCGUGGACAUGCUGAGCGACUUGCUGCAAGAACAUGAUGAGCCAAUUCUGAAACAUUUGCAAGACAUCAAAGUGAAGUUUUCUGAUCCAGGAGAGCCGAUGAGUUUUACCCUAGAGUUCCACUUUGAGCCCAACAGUUACUUCAACAACACUGUUCUAACAAAGGUCUACAAGAUGAAGUCUGAGCCAGAUCCUUCAGAACCAUUUUCCUUUGAAGGGCCAGAGAUUGUUGACUGUGACGGCUGUGAGAUUGACUGGAAGAAAGGCAAGGACGUGACUGUGAAAACCAUAAAGAAGAAGCAGAAGCACAAGGGCCGGGGCACAGUGAGGACUGUUGUCAAGCAAGUGCCCAACGACUCCUUCUUCAACUUCUUCAACCCCGUCAAAGUGUCAGGAGACGGGGAAGCUUUGGAUGAAGACUCCGAGUUCACUUUAGCCACGGAUUUUGAAAUUGGCCAUUUUUUCCGUGAGCGGAUAGUCCCCCGGGCGGUGCUGUAUUUUACUGGAGAGGCCUUGGAGGAUGAGAGCUUCGAAGAGGAGGAGGGAGAGGAAGGUGAAGAGGAGGACCACGAAGAGGAGGGAGAAGAAGAUGACGAGGCCGACUAUGAUCCUAAGAAAGAAGCCACCCAGCCUGCUGAGUGCAAGCAGCAGUAAAUUGGAGCUCCCACUGCCAUGAGACUAGAGACGCCACGUCACCCAGAUCCAACCCGAUUCUCCAGUCUGCAGAAUACAUCCCUCACUGCAAAGCAAUCGUCAAAAUAACUAAAAAAGACACAAAAAUGUUUUAAGGUGCAUGACAUUUUCCCAGAUUAUUGCAGUUUUUGCUUUACGUUGUACAGUGUAAACCUCAAACUUUGGGGAACUAAGGCAGUACAGAAGUGCAACCUACAUCCUGGGUCACUUUCUUCAGAUGGAUUCACAGCACCAUCACAUUCCAGACCCCCUGUGAAAGGAAUCAUUUUAGCCUACUGAUUUCCGACUGAUCCACUUGCUCACAUCAAAGGUUACUCAGGGGUUUUGUAUGCUAAGAAUCGAUGUUUUAAAGUCCCACCUAACACGAUUCUUCAUGUCAUUGGGAUUGCCUACUUAUAUUUACUCAUGUCAUGUUUUUAUUUUGAAAUCCAGUGUUUCACAUAUUUAGGUAAAGUUAUUUAUGUAUUUUGUUCCUAGUUUGGAUUUUGUAUUGAUUCAAAUGAGAACUGUUUUGCACAUCUUAAUAGCACUCUGGCAAGCGAGGGGUUCAUCCACUGUUAAAUCCAAACCAUUGUUUUGCCCCACACCUUCCCCCUGUUAAAUAUCAGUUUCCAUAACGUGGAGCUGCUGCUUUGCCGAAGCAUUUGCAAAUAACUGAAACUGUAUAAAGUUUUGCCAAAUUAUUUUUAUUCUAGAAACUUACUUGUAAAAUACGUAAUGAAAAAAUGUUUAGACUUAAACACAGGAAGGAGCUGGAACUGCACCAGCUGACGGAUUGAGACGCAUGCCUGGACUUGUGACCAAGUUGCAGACUCUCACAUCCGUUCACUGGUAAGAUUUGGAGUGCUGUCGUACUCGGCAUGAGCAGGUGUUAGACUGUGGAUUGUUCUCCCUUCUUGACAGGAUUGACAGAAAUGGAGAGCUCAUUCAGCAGUACCUUGUACAGUAGCUCACAUUUACAUAAACUGAAAUGCUUGAAUAAGAAUUACUGUCAUCUUUACUACUCGAAAGUGUGAUGCAUUGAUGAAUGGUAAUGCAUUAUAAUAUCCCUUAGGUCUUUAGAGCAUCUAGUUUUUUUCUAAGUCUUCUAAGGUAAAGUUUCUGAGUGAAUUUAGGCCUAACCAUGAAAAUACAGCAGGCCUAGGGAUAGCAUUUCUCAAACCCCUACUGAAAGCUACAUGCAAAAGUGCACCUUUUAAAUUGUUUUAAGCAGCUCUUCCCUGUAACAGAAACAGUUAAGCUAAGGCUGAAAUUCAGUGGCUAACACCAGUCACAACACCAUGCCCUUGUAUGUAGACGUGUGUUUUGGCCUUACCUUGUUCUACACAAUUUGUUACUCAAUAUGGUGUUUUCAAUUUGUACAGAAUAACUAGAAUAUUCUAUUAAAAAUUGUGCAACAUGAAAAUA